Molecule: messenger RNA, 360 nt
Organism: Clunio marinus
Lineage: Eukaryota; Metazoa; Arthropoda; Insecta; Diptera; Chironomidae
Source: the annotation of a GenBank genome assembly
AUGAGAGUGUUAACCUACAAACGUACAAAAAGGUGUGGGGGGAAUCGCCAACUCCUUUGUCAAAGAGGGCAAUAUUUGAAUCCCAGAACAUGCGUUUGCGAACCUCUUUGCCCUUAUAUAAGAUGCAGGCCACCCCUUGUCGUCAACUACAAAAAUUGUAAUUGUGAAUGCGAACCACUUUUAUGUGGACCAUCAGUUUUUCUUAAUCCGAACACGUGUACGUGUGAGUUAUGCGUGGAACAAAAUUGCGAUGGUAAUUUUGUUUGGAACUCACAGAGUUGUCAAUGUGAAUGUAGGCCAUUAAGAAUGAUCUGUCCUUUUGGUUCUUCUUGGGACCCUGUGACGUGUCAAUGCACAUAA